Molecule: messenger RNA, 1891 nt
Organism: Amaranthus tricolor (Joseph's coat)
Lineage: Eukaryota; Viridiplantae; Streptophyta; Magnoliopsida; Caryophyllales; Amaranthaceae
Product: protein CYSTEINE-RICH TRANSMEMBRANE MODULE 11
Exons: 2
Coding region: 302-712 (136 amino acids)
Cellular component (GO): plasma membrane
Source: RefSeq, a predicted model, not a curated record
UCGUGGUCUGAUCAAUUAUCUUAACUUUUAUUUUCCAACAUUGUCUUUACAAAUAUACAUUGUUAAAGACUUAAAGCUGAAGGGAAUAUUGUUGGACGAAGGUUACCACCAUAUUCUUGAUUGUUGGCAUGGUGUAUAAAAACUUAAGCCGCCUUCCAAAAUUCUUCACCGCGUUAUCGCUUAUCAGCAUCUUAUUUAUAUAAAUCGUUCAUUCUUCUUUAUUUUGAAUACUAUUACAAUAAUUUCAUAAAUAUCAUAUAUUAAACUCAACAAUUAUUAGCAUUAUUUCGCAGAAAUUAAUAUGAGUGAUCCCAAGUAUGCAUACCCUGCUUAUCCAGCCCAAGGUUAUUAUCAAGGUCCUCCGGUAAUGGCACCUCCUCAAUAUCCACAACAAUAUCAAUAUGCUCAGCCACCGCCACCGCAACAACCAGUUCAAAAAGAGCGAGGCUUUCUAGAAGGAUGGUAUGUUUCUUCAAUUAUGGCCUUUGAUUUUUACUUCUUUUCUUCUUAUGUAUACAUUUGGUUUAUAAGAUAUCAUGAGACCUUAAUCAUCAACCUAAGCUUUUGGUUUAUUGAGUUUUUUAAUAUGGUAUCAAAUGCUAGUGUGACAGGAGUCAUAGAUACGAAUCUCAACCACCUCACUUUUAAAGUGAAAUAUUUAGUACCAUGUAUGAGAGGAAUCUGUGCUGCAUGCCUGCAUCCAUACUUCUAACCUAGAGGGCUCUUGUGUGAGAGAACGUGUUAAAGUAUAUAAUAUUUUUUAAAGUCUCAACCAUCAGUUUAAACUUUUAGUUGAGUUGGUUUUUUACACCUAAAUACAAGUGAGAUUAAAUAAAAGAGAAAUUGAUUUUCCCUUUGUACAAAUUAAAUUAAUAUGAAAUAAAACAAAGCACAAGUGAGAUCGAUUAAAGAGAACGAGAGUGAUCUUUUUAUGUAAUUACGAGUGAAAAAUUGAUUUAACAAAGGGAGAAUGAAAUGUAUGGAUGAUAUUAGAAGAGAGUUUAAGUGUGUUGUUGAGAUCAAAAGAAGAUGAUUGUGUUUAUUUUCAAAUAAGAAAAUGUUAUAAAAUAAGUGGGACAAUUAAAAUUAAAAUUGAUUUGAAAUUAAGUGGGAUGAAGGGAGUACAUAUUUGAUGAUUACUUUCUUUAACCCUUUAAUUUUCUUCAAUAUGACGAAUUUACUCUCAAAAUUAAGCAAGAAUAUGAAAAUAUGACUCAUAUUGUCGCAUAAAUAAUUGCGGAGAAGCCAUAAAGAGAGAAUAAUUUUGUCAAUAGAUUAGGUGAGAGGAUAUGUAAUAUAAUGAUGUAGAAAUUUAUUAAGACAACACAAUUAAUAAAAGGUAUAAUAAAAAAAAUUUUCGCACCAGCAGAGAGACAAAAAUAUAAAGUAGAUUGGAAACAUUUUGCACAUGUGUAUUAAAGCGACUUAUUAUUCUUCUUAUUUCUUCUUUUUAUACACUUUUAUUAUACAUUAAUCUAAUGACCCGAAAUACAAUUUAGCUGAUCCGGGCUUAAAUUCGUCCGCUCGUAUAUGGACUUGUUCGAUACGAGUUUUGAAUUAAGAUUAAUUUUAAUCACCUCUAAUUAAAACUAACCAAUUGAAUGGUUUGUUUUGCAGUCUUGCAGCUCUAUGUUGUUGUUUUCUUGUAGAUGAAUGUUGCUGUGACCCAACAAUUAUUUGCGUUGAUUAAGAUUGGCCGGGCAUGUUAACGAAAUGUUGUACUUAGACUCCAUUUAAUCUACAUCUUAGUGCCUCAUAUAACAAUUUGUGAACAUUCUCUCAUAGAGUAGCGACUCUAAGGUUGAUUAAAAAAGCUAUUGUAUUGUAUGAUGAACAAUUUGAGUUAUCUCAUCAUUGUAUUUUUUAAUUUAUAUUAUCACUUAUUUUUUAA